UAUUGUAAUGUUAGUUACAACUGUAGCAACAAGGAUAGUAUAGUGCCAGUAGAAACUGUAGCAUGUGUUAAAAAGACAAAUUCCAAAAUGUGUCUAAUGAAAAAUUUGAGAUGUGUGAUCCUACUGAUACUAGUUGUUGAAGUGAUACCGAUACAGUUGCAAGAAGGUGAAGAAAUCAAAGGCAAUAAUGUUGAUGAUAGUCAAUUGAAUGAAUGUAUAAGUGUGAGAAGAAAUACGGAAAUUGGAGAGUGUUUUGGCAAAGAACUGUUGACGAAAUUGAAUAAGUAUGAUGAGGCUGAUUCAUUCAGUUUGGCUACCGGAGUUUCUUUUGUGAGAGAUGAAAAGACGCCGAGGGAUAUUAGUGCUUUUCUUGAUAAAGAUCCUAUGGAUUUUCGUUCCAUCCUCGAAGAUGCAGGCAACUUGAUAUCAAAAAGGUCUCUUCAUUGGGACCUCAGUACACUAUACCCUGGACUGAUCAUGAGGAUUGGUCCAACACUAGCCAAUGGAGUGCUGGAAUUCGUUGUGGAUCCAAGAGUGAAGGACAGGUCUGGUUAUCAACAGCCUGGUGAAGUUUCCACAGGUCGACUUCUAGCAAGAAACCUUCUAGUACCAUUCUUACUUGGAUUCAAAUUCCAACUUUCAACAUUACUACCUUUACUAUUAGGUCUAGUAUUGAUUGCAAGCAAGAAGGCGUUCCUUUUGGCCAAAUUAGCACUCCUCGCUGUAACAGUAUUCAGCAGUGGCUAUGGAAGUCAGGGAUCAUCUUAUGGUGGUUUUGGAGGACCUUCCCUCUCAUCGUAUGCUUAUGAGAACCCUGGACAUUAUCAUGAUCAUGAUCAUCAUACUUCGUCAGGCUACUACCGUCGCCAACCACACCCAGAUUACUACUACAGGGAGAAAUCAUCAGAACCGUCCACAGCAUCACCAAUCACUCCUGAGGAGUUGAGGAACAGGCUGGAGAGACUAUUUGUCACUAAGAAGGAUCCUGUCAAUGAGAGGGAAGAAGUGAGUGGGAGGAACCGUAACUUUGCUUGGACACCCAUUAAUACUGGAUAGAGUGGGGGCGGAGAUGGUGUAGUUUUAUUUAUAGGUUUAAGUAGGUAUUCUAUAGGAUAAUUUGAGUAGAACGAAGCGGUUGUUAUGGAAGCAAACUUUGGUAAUAGUUACUACUGUUGCAAACUGAAAAUCAUUUUUUGACACCGUUGCCCCACACACUUGGAUUUUCUCCUGUGUCGUCGGUGCGUUUACAAUUAAUAUACAAGAGUAUACAUGCACCUUACACCCAGAUCCGAAACAACAAUUUGUGUAUCAUACAAAGAGUUGCUCGGUGCGAGAAUCUGUGUAGUGCAGCCAUUUUAAACUAGGAUUUAUUUGAAACUUUAUUUUCUAUUUUUCUGAUAUUGCUUACUAAAAUAGCACCUAAUUUAUUUACUUCUAGUCAACUUUGUAAAGCUUUUGUACUAUUAUACUAUUGAAAGUAAGUAUUCAUUAUUUUUAAAUCUUUUUUUUUAUUUGAGCACAUUCAUAUUUUUUGUAUUAUUUACUUUUAAUAUUUUUUUCAAUAAAUUAAUUAUCUA
Spodoptera frugiperda (fall armyworm) is the source of this 1577-nucleotide messenger RNA. RefSeq lists its product as uncharacterized. The coding region runs from base 88 to 1056 and encodes 322 amino acids. The record is from RefSeq and is a predicted model, not a curated record. The transcript has 4 exons. NCBI's taxonomy places the organism in Eukaryota, Metazoa, Arthropoda, Insecta, Lepidoptera, Noctuidae.